Coffea eugenioides is the source of this 2975-nucleotide messenger RNA. Its product is annotated as vacuolar protein sorting-associated protein 51 homolog. Gene Ontology annotation, biological process: lysosomal transport; retrograde transport, endosome to Golgi; endocytic recycling. Gene Ontology annotation, cellular component: membrane; EARP complex; GARP complex. NCBI's taxonomy places the organism in Eukaryota, Viridiplantae, Streptophyta, Magnoliopsida, Gentianales, Rubiaceae. The record is from RefSeq and is a predicted model, not a curated record. The transcript is spliced from 20 exons. The coding region runs from base 164 to 2521 and encodes 785 amino acids.
AAAAUCUCACUCCGGCCUAACCCCCAGCACCGUCUCUCCCCGGAGAAGAACUUCCGGCGUCGAAUUUAUGCAGCUGUUGCGAGCACGACGAAUCGAUCUGUAGAUUAAAAAAGACAAAUGAAGAGAUAGAGGAAGAAGAUUAAAAUAAAAACAGGUGCAAAAAAUGGGGUCGGACGACGUGCCUUUGGACGACAAGGCGAAGAGAAUGAGAGAUCUGUUAUCGAGUUUCUACUCUCCAGAUCCUUCUUCGGCUUCGAUGCCUGUCAACAACACUUCCUCAAGGUUUGCCACGCUGGACACCAUUAAUACCCCUUCCUUCGACGCCGAUCAGUACAUGAAUCUUCUGAUUCAAAAGUCAAAUUUGGAGGGCUUGCUUCAGAAGCAUGUUGAAAUGGCUGCUGAGAUAAAAAAUCUCGACACUGACUUGCAAAUGUUAGUGUAUGAAAAUUACAACAAGUUUAUUAGUGCAACAGAUACAAUUAAAAGAAUGAAUAACAAUAUUGUUGGUAUGGAGGCCAACAUGGAACAGCUUCUUGACAAGAUAAUUUCUGUGCAAUCUAGAAGUGAUGGGGUCAAUACUUCUCUCUUUGAAAAGAGAGAGCAUAUUGAAAAAUUGCACCGCACUCGUAAUCUUCUCCGAAAAGUUCAGUUCAUUUAUGACCUACCGACUAGACUUGGGAAAUGUAUCAGAUCAGAAGCUUAUGCUGAUGCAGUGAGGUUCUACAUAGGAGCCAUGCCGAUAUUCAAGGCCUACGGGGAUUCAUCAUUCCAGGACUGUAAGCGAGCAUCAGAAGAAGCAGUGGGCAUUAUUACCAAAAACCUGCAGGGAAAAGUAUUCUCAGAUUCUGAAUCUAUACAAGCAAGGGCUGAGGCUGUGAUGCUUCUUAAGCAGUUGAAUUUUCCGGUGGAGAAUUUGAAAGUGAAACUGUUUGAGAAAUUAGAACAGUUUCUUGUUGACCUUCAUCUUGAAUCUAAGGAAAUUGCCCAUGUUUCAGCUACACUUGAUGGACCUAAUAAUCAUGGAAAUGUUACUGAUCCAGCUUCUUCUGCUGCCCAUGAGUCCUCUAUUCAUGAAUUUGCGGAAGCUAUUCGCGCUUAUCGAGUUAUAUUCCCUGAUUCAGAGCAGCAACUCGUACGACUUGCACAAGACUUGGUUAAUAUGCACUUUGAGGCUGUCCAUCGACAUAUUAAGAAGCAACUUCAAUCUGAAGAUCUUUUGGAAAUGCUUCGGGUUAUAUGGUCUGAUGUGCUUUUGAUGGAUGAAGUGUUACCAGAAGCUGCCAUUUCUGAUUUUUCUUUGGUGGCUGCUCGAAAUGCGGUCAAGGAAUAUGUUGCUAGUACUUUUAGUCAUCUUCUACUUGGCAUUACAGGUACCAUCAUGAAAGUCCAGGAUAGGCAAAAGGUGGGUGUAGAAGAAGAAUACCCUUUGCAGUCUGUGCUUGAAGCAAGCAAAAAAGCUGUAAUUCAAGGCUGUAUGAAUGUCUUGCUGGAUUUCCGUCAGCUUCUUGAUGAAAAACUUGAACUAUCAUUGAAGUUGAGAGACUUAACUAUUGACUGGGUACAAGAAGGAUUUCAAGAAUUCUUCAGAAAACUCAAUGAGCGAUUCCUCUUUCUUUCAGGCAAGAGUAACUCAGGUAGUCAAGAUCUAAGUUUGACACAGGGAGUGCAAGGAGAAAAGGUCCUUCCUGGGCUUGUUCUUCUGCUCGCUCAACUAUCUCUUUUCAUUGAGCAAAGUGCUAUCCCAAGAAUUACCGAGGAAAUAGCUUCUUCCUUUUCUUCUGGUGGUGCUCGGGGUUAUGAGUAUGGCCCUGCUUUCAUCCCUGCAGUGAUUUGUCGCACCUUCCGGGCAGCUGGGGAGAAGUGCUUGGACCAUUAUGUAAGAUUAAGAACUCAAAAGAUAUCAGUUCUGUUGCGAAAGAGGUUUACAACACCAAACUGGGUUAAGCACAAGGAGCCAAGAGAGGUUCAUAUGUUUGUUGAUCUGCUGCUUCAAGAGUUCGAAGCCAUAAGAGGCGAAGUAAAGCAGAUUUUACCUCCAGAACUUAGCCGUAAACAUCAUCGUACAGACAGUAACGGGAGCACCACUUCUUCUCGCAGCAAUCCUUUGAGAGAUGACAGAAUGAACCGGUCAAAUACCCAAAGGGCCAGGAGCCAGCUACUGGAAACCCAUCUAGCAAAAUUGUUUAAACAAAAAGUGGAGAUAUUUACGAAAAUUGAAUUCACACAGGAAUCAGUUGUAACUACAAUUUUAAAACUUUGCUUGAAGAGUUUGCAAGAGUUUGUUCGCCUCCAAACAUUCAAUCGGAGGGGAUUUCAGCAAAUUCAGUUGGACAUUGAAUUUCUCAGAACUACUCUUAAGGAUACUUCUGAAGACGAGGCUGCUACUGAUUUCCUACUUGAUGAGGUGGUGGUUGCUGCUGCAGAACGUUGUCUUGAUCCUGUUCCUUUGGAUCAGCCCAUCUUAGACAAACUUAUACAAGUGAAGGUGGCAAAGACUUCAGAACAGAAUCUGAAUCCAUAGCAAAGUGUACCCGGUGAUAUGAUGAAUGGUCGUGUUAUUUGUGUAAUUUCCCUUCCCUCGAGGCCUGUGAUCGCUGAUAUGAAUCCAACUGAGAGGCCAAAAUAUAUAUUUUGAUGUAUAAAGAAAAUUGCUCCUCAAAGGCUGCUGAUCUGGUUUAGAGGCUGAUUAUACCAGGCCAUCCAUAUCUGUCCUCUCAAGGUUCAUUGAGAUUUUCUCGUUCGAAUCAGGUUGCACGAGAGCACUAUUGCUCCGUCUCAUGGCCUGACAAUGGAACGCAUUUUGUACUGGUAUUUUUUUUUCUAACUUUCAGUACGCUGUCGCUGGGAAGUGCAAAAUGAAUGUUUCUGUUGUAAAACAUAUGGGUUGGUUGUGAAAUGAUGGUCCGGCUACUACGUUGUUCUGGAAGUUGCGAUUCAGAUCAGAAUACGUCAUUGCUCUUUUGAUGGCUCCGAAA